UUCCUAGACUCCAGCUAGCAGUGUUUUGAGCCAACCAUGGUGGACGGCCUUGUGAUUGGUUGAUGAACAUCUCCUUCCCAAUGCUGUGUGAGUAUGUUUCAUCAUUGUGAGUUUGUAUAUUAUUGUGAUUAUCUGUGUAUGAAAUUAAUAUGCUGCUUUGAAUUAAACGUUGUUCAACGAAUUACAGUUAUUAUAUUUUGUCACUGAGAUGGCUGCUCAUACUGACGUGGGUCUAUAUAUAGACCAGGGGGUCGGGUUUUCCAGUUGAAAAACACUUCCCGUUUUCCUUCAAUCUUGCGCAUGCCCAGUAAAAACUGGAAAAAAAAGGUUUCAAUUUAUCAAACCGGCGAGGCACUUCCAAAGCACUUCGUAUUUGUCACAAACCUUCUUCCUAAAGAGAUGGAGGAAAGUAAUCAUCUUCAGAUGAACAAUGAGUCUCCGGAAUUCAAACGGCGGCUGGAGACAUUUCAGGAAUGGAGGAGCCAAGCUGUCAGCGAGCAUGCUCUUGCACGAGCUGGAUUCCAGUUCAUUGGCCCUGGUUACAAAGUGCAAUGUGAUGUCUGCGGGGGAUUGUACAACUGGUCAAAAGGAGACGACCCCUUUGCUGAACACCAGAAACUCUUCCCAAAUUGUGCCUUUAUCAUACAGUUGGAACAGGACAUGAAGAAACCUGUUACAGCUCAGUACCAAACUCAGUACCAAAGGCUGGCAACAUUUUCCACGACACCACUGCAAAUUUCACCUAACCUGCUGGCGGCGGCAGGCUUUCUUCUUGAGGGUGACCUGACGCGGUGCUUCUACUGCGGAGUGGGACUCCGUGACUGGGGCCGCGAGGAUGACCCGUUCCAUGUGCAUCUAAUGUUUAAUCCCUGUUGUGGCUACAUCAGGAACACAUCAAACUUCCAGAGACUUGGCAUCUCGGAACAUGCCAAUUGGUCACUUGCUGGCAGAAGAUCCAUUCGACAGACUGCGCGAGCAAGUCUAAUCAAAGAUCCAGAUCUUCAAGCAAAACUGGAUGAUGUCAACACGUCUCUUCCGCUUGUGAAGGAGCUAUUAGAUGCAUAUGACCUUGAAACAAUUCUCGAGGAGAUGCAACUCCAUAUCAUUAAAACUGGAAGGAAUUAUAAGACUGUUGCAGGUUUUAUUGCAGGUGUUGAUAAGCGGAAAGAAGCGGCCAGAAACAGAGCAACUUCCAUUCAAAUACCUAGGCCAAGUCCACAACUGUCCGCUGAGAAUCGGAGACUCCGCCAGAUGAAGCUGUGCAAGAAGUGCAGUAAUGAAGACUCAGUAGCCUUCCUGCCAUGUCGUCAUUUGGUUCGCUGCUACUCGUGUGCAGCCACAAUUCGGGAGUGUCCAAACUGCCACUCGAGAAUUCAUGGUUUAGUUCCAGUGUAUUACUCAUAACGUAUCUUUGAAGGUCUAAAUGGUAAUGUGAGUGACUGGUGCUUGCUGUAUUCCAAUUUCAUUAAUAUCACUGAACCCGAAAAAAGAGAAAAAUAAUAAAAUACAACGAACAUAAAAACAGA
Molecule: messenger RNA, 1526 nt
Organism: Haliotis rubra (blacklip abalone)
Lineage: Eukaryota; Metazoa; Mollusca; Gastropoda; Lepetellida; Haliotidae
Product: baculoviral IAP repeat-containing protein 8-like
Exons: 2
Coding region: 301-1404 (367 amino acids)
Biological process (GO): positive regulation of protein ubiquitination; regulation of cell cycle; negative regulation of apoptotic process
Cellular component (GO): cytoplasm; nucleus
Molecular function (GO): ubiquitin protein ligase activity; cysteine-type endopeptidase inhibitor activity involved in apoptotic process
Source: RefSeq, a predicted model, not a curated record